CGGUUAAGCCGAGUUCAGAUUUGUUUCAUUGCCACCAUGUAUCACUGUGGAAUGCGUCAAUUGGAAGAAAGACAUGUGGCCAACCAAGUUGAUCUUAUGGUUUGGAGCAACAGGCUUGAUUUGUUAGCAUUAAGUAACUUCAAAGGAGAAGUUCAAGUACAUAGACUUAUAAGUUGGCAGAAAGUGUGGACAUUAUCUCCACCUAAAGAAAAUGUUACUGUACAGGCUCUGGCUUGGAGACCUGAUGGAAAGGCAUUAGCAGUUGGCUACAGUUCAGGCAGCGUUCACAUAGUGGACAUAGAAGACAAGGAAAUCCUUGACAAGUAUGAUUUGGAGCAGGAGCCUUCGGAAGAGUUUGAAGACUCAAAGCAUUAUGGAAUUACUUGCAUCACUUGGGCAGUCAGAGCUACUACUCUAGAAAGUGCAACUGAGUAUAAUAUUUAUGAUGAUGCAUCAAUAUUUCUCCAAAAAACACCAUCUCUUAGCAGUGGCUAUAAAAAUCAGGCUUCUGAGGAUAAUGUUAAGGACAUCAAAGAGAUGCAGGAGCAGACCCAACUCAACAUGCUGCUGGUUGGCUAUGGCACAGGACACAUCUACAUGAGUGUAUUUGGCCGAUACCCAUAUGGAACUAUCCAUCUCACCCAAAUUGCCAAAGACGAAUUUGGAGAGUUCAAAGUACUAGACAUAAAUCUUUCAGAAGAUUUUAGUAUGAUGCAAGUAUUUUACUUAGACAGAGCUACGAACAACCUGUAUGUAUCACUUAUUAACACAAGUGUGUUGUCGGCCUAUGCAGAGCAGAUCUUUGUUGUGGCAAAUAAACACAGCCAACUGACUCAGUUGAUGUCUCAUCUUGAUCAGACAAUGAUAUCUAUUACCGAAGCUUGGGAGCAUAUUUUAUUGGAAAUGGAUACUAAAAUGGCAUACUAUGCUGCAUCUGUCCCGGAAGGUGGAGUGUCUGCUGAUCUACUAGAGCUACUUAUGUUAGGUGUUCCCUCUGAUCAGCUGGAGCUAUUUCUUCUGAAAGAAUUAACGGCAAAAGGGUUAAAAAAGUUAGGAAGCUCCGUUGAACUGAGUUAUUCUACAAUUCAGAAACUGGUUCUCAAGCAAUUGAACAUUGUUGGACAAAGCCUAACAUACUACCUGGCUGAGCUUAGGGGCUUGGCAAGGAUACCAGAUCGAUAUAAGAUACUCGGCCUCGAGGAAGCCACCGUGACCGAAGCCAUCCGCGCGUGCUGCGCCUUCCUGAACAAGAGCCUGGAGUUGCAGCAAGUGAUCGAUAUCUCCAUGCGCCACUACAAGGCUUUCUUCCGGUGGCUCUUCGUCGUCAUCGCGAGGUUGCUAGAUGAACAAACGCCCAGCGAAAUCGUUAAAAUAACUCAGCAAGAACUCACGCAGCUUGCAGAGUUUUUGUACAACUUCGACAAUGUUCAAGUGGAAGGGAGUGAAACGGUGUCCGAAAAGCCAGUGAAGUUCAAUUUGGAAAGGCUCGGGCAAUACCUUCAGGACCAAGACCUAACUAUAUUAACUGACAACGAUGAUAAUCCAUGGCAUAAGUUUCUUGCAGAAAAUGCGUGCUUGAUGAAAGAUAACGAGACCAUUUUCUCUAUGUCCGAAUUUCGAAAGUUUUCCUUAGUUCAACAACAAGCGUUUUUGAAAAAAGCCAUAAAUAAAGUGUUCGACGUCACUGAUAAAGACACCGGAAAACACUUUUCAGUUCUGUACAAUCUGAGAUGUUAUGAAGAUAAAACAAGUUCAUAUAUUCAGAAUAAUCUACGGGUAUCUCAAAUGUUUGAUCCGGCUCAGCAGAGAUUCAUGAUGGCGUUUACGAACAACGCAAACGAAAGUGAUGGAAUUUGUUUCAUGUCAGUGGCUAUCAAGGAGAAAUCUUGCAACGCUUCAGCUAUUAGAUAUUACAUUACUUCCGGUUUGAUACGGGACCCAAACAAGGAACAGUUUGAAGAGGAAAAUGUAGCAGUAUUGGACUUGCAGUUUUAUUCAGCAGAGUAUUUGUCUGUGUUGAUACGGCACCCGUGCAGCAGUGAAAGUACGAUAUUUGUGCAGUUGCCUCUAAAAAUAGCGUUGGAUAAUGCGAAUGAAUUCAAUGUUAAAGCGAAGUCCUGUAUAUUUAGUGAAAAAAUAUCUCGAAGAAACAUCACGUCUCUGUUAGACCAGGGCAUUUACACCGUGCUGGAUAAAAUGGAUGGUUUUAGAAUCGCCGUGUCGGGCGGGCGCCGCGUGGCCGUGGUGCUGUCCAGGAGCCGCAGGAAGGUGAGGGUGUUCGAGAUGGAGGCCGACGGCGACGACGACGAGGAUGAAACUCUGGACUCGACGCAACACUCGCUGUCGGCAACUAACGACUCGUCAUACAGAAGUGAUCAAUGAUGAAGGGCCCAUCUAUACAAGAAAAAAAUCGAAAAUUGCAUCAUCAGUCAGUGAAAUUUGAACCCAUAGUGCAGGAAAUAGAGUUGAUUUUUCUUUGUAUGAAAUCUAUACGAAAAUGAAAUGGGUUUAAUUUGAAAAUAUUUAAAUUUCAUCAAACUUGAUAAGUACUAUACAGUAUAGAACCUUGCGCCUUAGUAUAAGGCCUGAGUGAACGCUCGAAGCGGAGCGUUAGGUGGGGCGUGCAGCGUGGCGUCGGGCUCACAAGUGAUGUGAGCAGUGUGCACUAAGGCCGCUUCUAUACGUUUGCAUUUGUUUAACAAGCACGCCUUGCCUCGUUGCACGCUCAACUUCAGCGUCCACUCAGGCCUUACAUUUAGAAGGAUAAUAUAAAUAAAUCCCUCAUGAAAUAAAAUGUUCAAAGUGGCUCAGAACAUUAUACAAUAUAACUUAGCAAUUUGGUUACUAAGAGAUACCUACCUAUUAAUAGCUAGGUAUCGUUAAUUUGUUGGCACUCUGCAUUCUUCUAGAUUUUGAUUUUUAAUACAUAAUUCAAUAUUCAUACCAUGAUAUGAAAAAAAGUGCAGCCACAAAUCUAAAGUCGGACAUAAUUAAAUAAAAUUAGACUAUUAUAAGUUGCUGAUAUACCUAAUUUAUUUUUUCUUACCUACUUAUCACAAUUUACAGUAGUAAAGUAUUCAUAAUAACAAAUUACCAAUCAACAUGGAACAGAAAUGAUUUCAACUAUCUAUAUUAGUAAACUGCAUGGAGUAUGUCAAUCGGCCUGUUACAUUGUGAUUGUCUUAUACAAAAUUGUAUUUCAAGUGGAUGGCAUAAAUUAUAUUAAACUGG
This is a messenger RNA of Cydia pomonella (codling moth), 3231 nucleotides long. It is a transcript of the gene APC4, whose product is annotated as anaphase-promoting complex subunit 4-like. The record is from RefSeq and is a predicted model, not a curated record. Lineage: Eukaryota; Metazoa; Arthropoda; Insecta; Lepidoptera; Tortricidae. Bases 37 to 2382 code for a protein of 781 amino acids. Gene Ontology annotation, molecular function: protein binding. The transcript has 7 exons. Gene Ontology annotation, cellular component: anaphase-promoting complex; nuclear periphery. Gene Ontology annotation, biological process: protein K11-linked ubiquitination; anaphase-promoting complex-dependent catabolic process; positive regulation of mitotic metaphase/anaphase transition.